UAGCUAGGAAAUGGCAACCAGAAGAACUCGAAGCAUGACAUGGUUUGUCUUGACCCUGUGGUUGUACACCAAGUUAAUAGAAAGUGAAGAAACUAAGAUAGUUGACAACAUGACGCUAAACCUCUCCCGUCUUCGAAAUAUUGCGUUUCUCCCAGAGUCCAACGAGAAGAGGAAAUCAUACCAUGUGAGUCCAGGUGUAGUAGACGCCGCUGUUGAAGAAGCGCGUAACAAACUUGAGACAGAGAACACACUACUUGUAAGGAUGAUGGAAAAAUAUCCUUCGUCUACAAAUGCCUUGUCAUCUGGAUGUCCUGCACUCAAUAGACAUCAUCGUCGAAUGACAGCGAAUCCUAAAAUUUCUGCAAUGGAGAACAUAACAAAAUUAUUGGAGUUCACGACUAUCGCAUUAGCCAACAGACUAGGUGUAGCUAACAAGGAUAUACCGAACCUGGAGUUGGAUGGAACAAAGCUCCAAAACAUUAAGGAGCAGGUGGUAGAGAGGUCAGCGGACACUAAAUGUGACAAAAGGACCAAGUUUCGUACGAUUGACGGAUCUUGUAAUAAUGUCAAACACCAUGACUGGGGGUCUGCAUUAAAUUGUAUGAACCGUAUUCUUCCACCUGACUACGCUGACGGUGUGUCCAAUCCCCGCAAAGCUUCUUCCGGAAACGAGCUUCCUAAUCCAAGGCUAGUGUCCACUACCAUUCAUUUCGAAAAAGACGUUCCAGCAGGAGACUUCACACAUCUUCUAAUGCAGUGGGGUCAUUUUCUUUCUCACGACAUUACUUUCACCCCUUCCCGUAGCUUUCCAAGAGGUGAUGUGGCUUUAGCUCUAAGAAAAAUAAUUGACUGCUGUGCACCAGAAGACCGCCACAACUCACAAUGUUUCCCUUUCGCCAUUCCACCUGACGAUCCUUUUUUCACACACUAUAAUAUCCGAUGUAUGGAUUUUAGAAGAUCUGCAAGAUGUCUGCGAUCAGGGCCUGGUCAACGAGAACAGAUCAACCAAAUUACAUCAUUUAUAGACGGUUCUCAAAUCUACGGGAGUUUCUUGAACAUAAGCCUAGCAAUAAGAACAUUUCAGAAUGGCCUACUGAAGACCCAGACAGACAAUCAAGGAGGAGAAAUUCUUCCUGGGUCACCUAAUGCUGAGUCAGAUUUCUGCAGCGAUGUGGCUAAUAAUAACAUUUGUUUUAUGGCAGGUGACAUUAGGGUUAACCAGCAACCAGGACUCACCUCCAUGCACAUCAUCUGGCUAAGGCAACACAACCGCCUGGCUCGUCAGUUGAAACAACUUAACCCUUCGUGGGAUGACGAGACACUGUAUCAGGAAGCAAGACGGAUUGUUGGUGCUCAGCUUCAAAUGAUCACUUAUAACGAGUUCCUGCCGGUUGUACUUGGUCCUCUAUUUUAUUUGACAUUCCACCUAAAGCCACUAAGUUCUGGUUACACUUCCUAUUUGAAGGAAAAAGACCCUACCAUCUUGAACGAGUUUUCGACGGCAGCUUUUCGUUUCGGCCAUACACUAAUUCAGAAUAAUUUUUCACAGAUAUAUUCGUCUAACAAUUCAAGCAAUAUGGAACUUCAAGAUAAUUUCUUCUUUCCUUUUGAACUGUAUUACGGGCAACUAGACUCAAUUUUGAGGGGUCUGAUGAAAGACAAAGGUCAAGAAUUUGACACAUUUUUUUCCAAUAGUGUUACGAAUCACCUGUUUAAGCGCCGAGGAGAAGAGCACGGAUUGGACAUAGCUGCUUUAAAUAUCCAAAGAGGGCGAGAUCACGGCUUACGUAGCUACGUGGAUUAUUUAGAAUACUGUUUCCUCAAACAUUUGACUAAGUUCCACCAUCUACAGCUUACCAUGACGAAGGAUGCACAAAACCAUUUCGAGAACCUUUACGAAAAAGUUGAAGACAUCGAUUUAUUUUCGGGAGGUGUCAACGAGCGCCCUCUAAACAAAGGAAUAGUAGGUCCAACGUUCGGCUGUAUUAUUGGUGUCCAGUUUGGUCUACUGAAGUUUGGCGAUCGCUAUUAUUUCGAGCAUGGAAAACAAUCUGGAUCUUUUACCCCUGACCAGCUGAGAGAAAUAAGAAAAACGACUUUGGCUAGAAUUCUCUGUGACAACAGCGAUGGAUUUCAAAGUAUUUCGAGAUUUCCCUUUCGACCAGAGAAUUUUGAAAGAAAUGAAGUCAUCAAUUGUAAUGACCUUCCCGAAAUCAACCUUGAACUCUGGUCCUAGGCCUUUUGGCACGGAUGUAACGACAACGAAUCAAUGUUCCAGUCUUUAUACAUAUUGUAAUGAUCAACUGUGGUGAAAGGAUUUUAAUACUUUAUACAUGAUUAUCUAUCUACAUACUACUAAAACUCUGAGAUUGUUUGUUUGUGUGCUUGUCUGUAAUUAAAUACAGCAUAAACAGCGCACAGUAGCGCCAUAUUU
Molecule: messenger RNA, 2434 nt
Organism: Limulus polyphemus (Atlantic horseshoe crab)
Lineage: Eukaryota; Metazoa; Arthropoda; Merostomata; Xiphosura; Limulidae
Product: peroxidase-like
Exons: 14
Coding region: 11-2236 (741 amino acids)
Biological process (GO): response to oxidative stress
Molecular function (GO): heme binding; peroxidase activity
Source: RefSeq, a predicted model, not a curated record